CACUAACUAUCCUUCAUCUUGGCAUCGCAAAACGGCAUCACUAAUAAAAAAAUUUUCAGCUAGAAAAGUUGUAAUAACUGUUGAAGAACUGGAAUAUUACUUGUAAAAAUUAUAUAGAGUUGUUGUUCAAAGCUGUUGCUUUCGUUUGAUAGCUCAAAGAGAAAGUUCUAAUCAAAAUGGAGAGGAACAAUGAUCGUGGAGAACGCGGUCGUAGGCAUCGUUCUAAAUCCCGUUCUCGUGAACGGCGCCGUAGUCGCAGCCGUGGCGAAAGAAAGCAACGUUCUCGAUCGAGGUCACCGUACCGCAAGGGCCGUUCCCGUCGGAGGAAGCCUUCUCUGUAUUGGGAUGUUCCGCCGCCAGGUUUCGAACAUAUUACACCAUUGCAGUACAAGGCCAUGCAAGCAGCCGGUCAAAUACCAGCUAAUAUUGUAGCCGACACUCCCCAAGCAGCCGUACCAGUUGUUGGCUCCACCAUUACUCGUCAGGCCCGACGUUUGUACGUCGGAAACAUUCCGUUUGGCGUGACGGAAGAGGAGAUGAUGGAAUUUUUCAAUCAGCAAAUGCAUCUCUCCGGAUUGGCGCAGGCGGCUGGUAAUCCAGUGCUUGCAUGCCAAAUCAAUUUGGAUAAGAAUUUUGCCUUCCUCGAGUUUCGUUCGAUCGACGAAACCACGCAGGCAAUGGCCUUCGACGGUAUCAACUUUAAGGGUCAAAGUUUGAAGAUUCGCCGACCGCACGAUUAUCAACCGAUGCCUGGUAUGACCGAUUCGGCAGCCAUUAGUGUGCCAGAGAAAUUCACCGGCGUCAUCAGCACCGUGGUACCGGAUUCGCCCCACAAAAUUUUUAUUGGCGGUUUACCCAACUAUUUGAACGAGGAUCAGGUCAAAGAACUGCUACUUUCAUUCGGACAACUGAAAGCCUUCAACUUGGUCAAAGAUGCUGCCACCGGUCUUAGCAAGGGUUACGCAUUUGCCGAAUAUGUCGAAUACACAAUAACGGAUCAGGCGAUUGCGGGUUUGAAUGGUAUGCAGCUUGGCGAUAAGAAACUCAUUGUUCAAAGGGCAAGCGUCGGAGCGAAGAAUGCGAACGUGGCUGCCGUAGCACCUGUUCAGAUUCAGGUACCGGGUCUCUCGCUGGUUGGUUCCUCUGGUCCACCGACGGAAGUGCUUUGUCUAUUGAACAUGGUUACACCGGACGAACUGAAGGAUGAGGAAGAAUACGAAGAUAUUCUGGAGGACAUCAAGGAAGAGUGCAACAAAUAUGGUGUCGUGCGUAGCGUAGAAAUUCCGCGGCCGAUCGAAGGUGUCGAUGUGCCCGGUUGUGGCAAGGUCUUCGUUGAGUUUAACUCGAUCGUGGACUGUCAGAAGGCCCAACAGGCACUCACCGGGCGUAAGUUCAGCGAUCGGGUGGUCGUUACUUCUUACUUUGACCCUGAUAAGUAUCAUCGACGCGAGUUUUAAGUUGACUAGUUGACUGUCCACCUAGCCAUUAGGCGAAAAGUCAGCUUUAACAGACAGAAGAAAAUAAUUAUAGGUUUCUUGAUUACAACGGCAAAUUCUUGUGUCCUUAAGACAAUACUGCACUGACCGCGGAAGAGCGUAUCUUUGUGGAGGUUCAUUAAUUGUAAAACAUAAGAAAUUAAAAAAAUAAUAACAUUGUGCAGACAAACUUCCAGCUCUAACAUACCGACAAAUACACAUUUUUUUGCCGGCUCUACUAAUGCACUGCAAUCUCGAAAGUUUUAUUGCGAAAGUUUCCAUUUUAAUUUUUGUCUGCAAUCAUUUUUCUAUUAUCAAUACUAUUUCUCAUGAGCAUUGUGAUGCAAAUGCUGACGGGCGCCGGGCACUUUCAGAGCAUCUUGAAAAUCAUACAAAUCCAAAAUCAACACAAUGCGAACGGCUAAGUUUAGACAAUGUGGAUGAUUUUUACGCGCAAAAAUGUUCGAGCGAAAAAAGCUCACACAGGCAUGCUAACUGCGCUGAGUUGUGGUGCAAGUAAAACUUUUUCAAUUAAAACAAUUAGCUUCUGCUGCCACUGGGAAAGUGUAGACACAGCAAGUGAGAUUGAUCUGAUGAGUUGCUGUUAGCGGAGGACUGGAUGAAUGAUGAAAGGCAUUUCUAAUUUAAAUCUUAAGCAGGUAAAUGUUUCCGUCAGUAAAUGCAGCUUGAGUGUUUGCCCUCGUGCAUCUUCAUCGGAACGAACUGUUAUGGAGCGCGGUGUUCGUGUGAAUUUAACUUUCAACAGCAACACAAAGUUACACAUAAAUUGCAUGUCAGAAAUAUGGAAAUGGAAAUAAACUGCACUUAAUUGUA
This is a messenger RNA of Malaya genurostris, 2309 nucleotides long. It is a transcript of the gene U2af50, whose product is annotated as splicing factor U2AF 50 kDa subunit. Gene Ontology annotation, molecular function: poly-pyrimidine tract binding; pre-mRNA 3'-splice site binding. The record is from RefSeq and is a predicted model, not a curated record. The transcript has 6 exons. Gene Ontology annotation, biological process: mRNA processing. NCBI's taxonomy places the organism in Eukaryota, Metazoa, Arthropoda, Insecta, Diptera, Culicidae. Gene Ontology annotation, cellular component: U2-type prespliceosome; nucleus; nuclear speck. Bases 177 to 1457 code for a protein of 426 amino acids.